AUGAGAAAGCUGCAUGAAGAAAAAGAUAAGCUACAGUCAAGUUACAAUGAUGUAGUAAACAAAAUGCGAAUGUUGCAGCAUGAAAACGAAAAGCUCGAAUCGAUACGUCAAAACCUGCAGGAAAAAAAAGAAAAUCUAGAAUCAAGUUAUGACGACGUAGUAAACCAAAUUCAAAUGCUACUGGCGGAAAAAGAAAAGCUAGAAUCGAUGUGUCAAAAGCUACAAGCGGAAAAAGAAAAGCUAGAAUCGAUGUGUCAAAAGCUGCAGGGAGAAAAUGAUAAGCUAGAAUCAAAUAACGCAGACAUACUAAACCAAAUUCAAAAGCUGCGGGGCGAAAAAGAAUUGCUAGAAUCGAUAUUUCAAAAGCUGCAGGGAGAAAAAGAAAUGUUAGAAUCGAUAUGGCAAAAGCUGCAGGGAGCAAAUGAAAAGCUACAAUCCAACUACGACGAAAUAUUAAACAAAUUGGAAAAGCUGCAGGAAGAAAAAGAGAAUCUUGAGUCAAAGUACAACGACAUAGUAAACAAAUACCAAGUACUGCAGAAAGAAAUGAAAAAAAGAGAAUCGGCACACUUGGGCGAGAUGGAGAUAAAGACAGACGAGCUAAACGAUUUAAAGUUCAAAUUAGGGAAAAAAACGCAUCGCUUAAAUUGCACCCAAACGGCAUUGUACCAGCUCGAAAAUGGUCCCCGCCGCCGCCCUAGGAACGUGCAGAUGGCCAAUAAGGGCGGUAAGUGA
Messenger RNA from Adelges cooleyi (spruce gall adelgid), 735 nucleotides. Its product is annotated as golgin subfamily A member 6-like protein 22. Lineage: Eukaryota; Metazoa; Arthropoda; Insecta; Hemiptera; Adelgidae. The record is from RefSeq and is a predicted model, not a curated record. The coding region runs from base 1 to 735 and encodes 244 amino acids. The transcript has a single exon.